AUGUACGAUAGCAGAGAUACCAAGAGAUACCUCUACACCACUCUCUUGGCGUGAGUUUUUUCUUGCAAAAAUUUUUUUUGAAAUUAGCCACGUAUGAUUUUGGGCCGAAUGGGUUCAGAUGAAAAAUUGAAUUUCCCAAAAAUUUGAGCAGAUUCAUAACAUUAUUAAACGUGAUGAACUAUACAAGCUCAUCAAGUUUUUCAGGUUUUUUGUGAUGGAUCUAGCGCCUGAACUUUUUACAACUACGAUUUUUUACCACGAAGCUUCGAAAGGCUUUUCGAUUGGGAAUCUGGGUAUUUUUGAGUAUCUCGGAUGGUGUGCAGGUGCUAUUAUCGGUCCAGGUUCCUUUAUUUUGUUCAUUCUUGUGUUUUUUUAAAAUUAUAACUAUGUCUUGUUCUUGAAAAACAUACGUUAAAGUUAAUUCGACAAAAACAACUAUCCACAGAAACGAGACUGUUUCUGGCGAGAGAACAUUUUUCCACACGUAGCCUAGGAACUAGGAACACGAAAUCAAGAAUUUCAUCCGACUCAUCCCCAAGACAACUAUUUACAGGAGCUGCCGUGGGAUUUACCUGGUUGUAUUGGUCUUUAUUCAAGUCGAUGUGCGAACAAAAUGUGAGAGUGUGCUUGAACAGGAAAAACCACAUGUUUUUGGUGGUCGGCUAUGAGAUUAUCUUCAUGGUCAUUUUCGGGCUUUCUGCACUUUUCAGAAACUCCGUGGUUUUUGGCGAAGUAGAAGUAAGUUCAAUCAGCUUUAUCAAUUCUAAACUUUUUUGAAUGAAUCAUUUCCAGGAAAACACAGUUAUACUAAUUGAUGGUGAAGUGGAGAAAUUUCAUCCGUCUUUCUAUCACCAAGUGUUCUUCGCUGUCUGCUUCUUUGGAAUCGCCCUCGUUUCAAUACAAUUUGCACUGUUUUUGGUGUUGAACUACCACGAAUUAUUGUCAAGUGGAGCAAUUGGAGAACACGAAAACCAGAUUUCUGAAUCGGACUUUAUUCGUUUGACCACAGUGCAGGUAAAGAUUGAACGUUGUUAAAAAGCUAUCGAUUUGUUAGUCGGAAUAGUUUUUAGAGUUCUUAACAAUCUGAAAAUGGCAUUUCAACAAAAAAUAUCUUCUUCUCCUCAAUAACACUUUCUAAUCCUGAAAAUUUUUUUAAGGUAUUCCAAACAGCCUCUUUUUACUUUCUACCGAUUUCCCUGUUCAACCUAUCUCUACGCGAAGCUCACACAUUUAGUUCGGCAUUUUUUUAAUUUUUUUUAAUCUUAUUGUUUCAGAUUGGAGUGUUAUCGCUAAAAGCAUACUGUUAGUCCAAGCUGUCGUCGCCCCUCUGGUCUUUCUAUCACAUCAACUCUACCAGCGAAAACUCAACUCACGUACGUUUUUCAUUCAAAAAACAUGUUGGACUUGGGCGAGAAUUAUUACUUUGCUAAAGAUCUGGACUUUUUUUUAGAUUUUUAUUGUUUUGUAUUAUAUUGUUUAAUAAUAAAAUAUACUUGAUUUUCGGUAGAGAAAAAAAGCAGUUUGAAAAAAAUUAAUAUUUUCCGCCUUUCCAUAUUUUUGGAGGUUGUAAUAAAACUUCCCUUGAUUAUUCCGUUUAAUUUUCCGACGAUGUAAAUAAAAAGGCACAUCAAUCUGAGUUUCCUGAUCAAAGCUCUUAGUUGUAGAAAAGAUUCAAAACCAAAUAUUAUCACAUUUUCAGUGUUUCUCGAACCUUUUCGAGCGCUUUACAUAAGUCUCUCCCACCGGCUCCAAGCGUGUUUCAAGAGACUGCUCACUAAAUUCCGAUCCAACCGGGUUCGAGACGUAACAACCUUUUUAAAAAAUUUAUUUCCUUUUUCUCAUGACUGCUUUUUUUACGAAAGUCGGUUUUUCAUUUUGUUAUUUUUGAAUCAAUUUUGUUCCCUUAUUUUGUUAUUAUAUUUGUAUAUGUUGCGUACUGUGUUUGGAUAAACGUUUUUUUACGGAACUUUGCGAAAUUCAAGAGGAAUUUUUAAAAGGCAAGAUUUCAGAAAUUAUAUUGUUUUUUUACCAAAAUUUUUGCCUUAUAAUUAUUAUGGAGGGUCAAAAAUUGGAGUGUUUUUAAUUUAUCAUUCAAUUUCUCUCGCCGCAUCUAAAAAAAUCUCCGCUGAACAAAUAAUUCAUAUAAUUCAAAAAAAGUAAGAAAAUGUCUUUUUGAGUUUAAAACUAGGACUCCAAAGAAGAAAUAGAAGGACCUUCUGGCAACGGCACAGCGAAAAGUGGUGCAUUGAAUGCUCAAAUGAGUAUUGCUCGAUAGAAAAAGAAAAUUGCACCAAGUUCUAUCACAAGCUAUGAAAAAAAAAAUAGCUUUUCGCAAAGAAAAUUACUACGGAAGAAGACACUUCGGCCUAGGAAAUCGUGAAAUGGGUAAAAACGCGUGAAGUUGGACGAUUGAGACCCCGUUGGCGAGAUGAUCUACAAGCCGUUCUUGGUGAAAGAUGAGCGACAGUUGCGUGAACUGACAAAUAUCUUUUUAAAUAAUCCGUAAAUCAGCAGACACAGCAACAUUAGUUUAAAGACGGAAUAAAUGUUAAAUUUCAAAAAUCCAGAGUACUGUUUGAAAUUUCAGUCAUUUUCGCUCUUUGAGAGAAUUCAUUUCAUUUUUUUUUUUCAUUUCAAAUUUUAUUCGCCAUUCCGCAAUCUGCAUGACAAUACGAAAAAUAAAACAUCAAAACAAUCAAAUAAAGCUAACAACUGAUCUGUGAAAACGACUGGAGGAAAAGAUUGUAAAAAAAUGUUUCUUUUAUUUCAGAUCUUCGAUAUUGAGUUUUUGUUAUAUCUUGAAAAUUCACCAGUUGUGAACUUUUCUGCCAUUAUCUAUAAACCCUGCCCAAGACGAAAAUUUUAAACUUCAGGUUUAUUCACGCUUAAUGUUGAUUGUAAUAAGGUUGGUAUAUAAAUUAUAUCGCUUAUCUUUGUAACGUUAAACCUUUUAUGAGCAAGAUAACUAUUGAACAAAGAUGUUUUUCCUUUUUUUGUUAAUUGCCGUUUUCUUAGCAGACUGAGACACACGUCGAUAUCGUCGAUAUUUCCUUAUAG
Molecule: messenger RNA, 3057 nt
Organism: Caenorhabditis auriculariae
Lineage: Eukaryota; Metazoa; Nematoda; Chromadorea; Rhabditida; Rhabditidae
Source: the annotation of a GenBank genome assembly